AUGGCCAUGGUGGUGGCGGAGAUGUGCCCCAACCUCACAUCCCUCGACUUGAACGGCUGCUUCAACAUCACCGAUGCGGCAGUGGUCGCCCUCGCCGGUGGCUGCCCCAACCUCACAUCCCUCCGCUUGUACAACUGCUCCAACAUCACCGAUGCGGCAGUGGUCGCCCUCGCCGGUGGCUGCCCCAACCUCACAUCCCUCGGCUUGCGCAACUGCUCCAACAUCACCGAUGCGGCAGUGGUCGCCCUCACCGGUGGCUGCCCCAACCUCACAUCCCUCUACUUGAACAACUGCUCCAACAUCACCGAUGCGGCAGUGGUCGCCCUCGCCGGUGGCUGCCCCAACCUCACAUCCCUCGACUUGUGCAACUGCUCCAACAUCACCGAUGCGGCAGUGGUCGCCCUCACCGGUGGCUGCCCCAACCUCACAUCCCUCCGCUUGGACUACUGCUCCAAGGUUACCCUCGACUUGCGUCGCGCGCGCACUACCAUCGCCCAACCAGACUUCCCUGCAUCGCAGCACGCCCAUGCAUUGCUUGACGUUGCUCAGGCCCAUGUGCCCCAUCCGGUGCAUGCCAUAGACCGCUGCAACCUCCUCUCCCUCGGCGCGCUCAACACGCUGCUUGCCAACGGCGCAGACCUUUACGAUCUCGAUGAUGACAACACGCACGUGUACGUAGCUGCUCCCGCGGAGCGAUCUGCAGCGUUCUCAUCUGCGAUGGUCGCCUGGAUCCGCGAGCAUGGCGACCGCGCCACCGAGCUCGCCAACGCAUCAACAGGCCACCCGUUCUCAUCUGCGAUGGUCGCCUGGAUCCGCGAGCAUGGCGACGGCGCCACCGAGCUCGCCAACGGCAUCAACAAGGCCACUCUCGCCCUCUUUGUCGUCCUCCGCGCCUCACCGACCGUCCCGUUCUCCAUCCCUGUCUUUGCCUUCCUCAUUCACUCCGGCGCCGACAUCAAUGCCCUCGAGCCCAUCGCUGGUCUCCGCCCGCUCCACAUCGCUGUGCUCUUGUCCAACGUCUUGGCCACCAUGGCACUGCUUGCAGCCGGCGCCGAUGUGUGGGCACCGAAUCACAUCGGUGUUCCCCCGCUCUCCACCGCAGCGAUCGAACUCGCCGAGCCGAAGAGUCGGGAGGUCUACAACCUUGUCACAGGAACCAUCCCUGUCCCCGCAGCCGUCGACGAUUUUGUCCAAGAGGCCAUCGCCGCGGGUGGUGUCGUUGAUCGGCCCGCCGCAUCUGGCAACCGGCCUCGAUCACGCGUUGACGAGCUGGAAGCUGAGCUGUCUGCGACCAGAGACGAGCUGGCUCUGAUGCAGGACAAGCUGACCGUCGCCGAGGGUGAUAUCCGGGCUCUCCGCGACGACCGCGUCAAGCUCAUCCAGCACUUUGACGAGGCCGUCGCCAACUUCCAAGCACGCCGCUAGUCCUACGGCAUGAGUGGCGAUGCGCCGCGAGGCUUGUCGAGACGUCUCCCGGCGGCGGCGACAGCGAGAACACGACGUUGAAUUGCUAGCUCGACAUGAAGCUCCAGCCCAUGUCACCGCUCUCUCUCACUCUCUCGGUGGUCGCUCCUGCCAAACGAUAACAAUCGCUUUUUCCC
Thecamonas trahens ATCC 50062 is the source of this 1601-nucleotide messenger RNA. RefSeq lists its product as uncharacterized. Gene Ontology annotation, molecular function: protein binding. Bases 1 to 1425 code for a protein of 474 amino acids. The record is from RefSeq and is a predicted model, not a curated record. NCBI's taxonomy places the organism in Eukaryota, Apusomonadida, Apusomonadidae. The transcript is spliced from 2 exons.